This is a messenger RNA of Sapajus apella (tufted capuchin), 1557 nucleotides long. It is a transcript of the gene EME2, whose product is annotated as essential meiotic structure-specific endonuclease subunit 2. Gene Ontology annotation, cellular component: nucleus; Holliday junction resolvase complex. NCBI's taxonomy places the organism in Eukaryota, Metazoa, Chordata, Mammalia, Primates, Cebidae. Gene Ontology annotation, molecular function: DNA binding; nuclease activity. The record is from RefSeq and is a predicted model, not a curated record. The transcript has 7 exons. Gene Ontology annotation, biological process: resolution of meiotic recombination intermediates; replication fork processing; mitotic intra-S DNA damage checkpoint signaling. Bases 38 to 1237 code for a protein of 399 amino acids.
GGGCGCGACCGGAAGCAAAGGAGAAGCCGUCCUGGCCAUGGCGCGGGUUGGACCUGGGAGGGCGGGGGCCUCUCGCCGCGGCCGGAGUGGCCAGCGGCGACCUGCAACCUGGGAGAUCUCGGACUCCGACACCGAGGGCCCCGCCCACUCGGAGGCCGCCGCGAGAGCCCGGGACCCAGCUGGGGAGCGCAGGGCGGCGGCCGAGGCGUUGCGGCUGCUGCGGCCGGAGCAGGUCCUGAGGCGCCUUGCGGUGCGCGUGGACCCAGCCUUCCUGGAAGACGCCGGUGCCGACGUCCUGAUGGAGGCCCUAGAGGCCCUGGGCUGCCAGUGCCUCAUCGAGCCCCAGCGCCCGGCGCGGAGCCUGCAGUGGACCCGAGCGAGUCCCGACCCCUGCCCCCGCAGCCUGCCUCCUGAAGUGUGGGCUGCAGGUGAACAGGAAUUGCUGCUUCUGCUGGAGCCGGAGGAGUUUCUGCAGGGCGUGGCUACACUGACCCAGAUCUCUGGCCCAACCCGCUGGGUGCCCUGGAUCACCCCCGAGAUCACUGCCCGGCCCCACCUGGCUGUCAUCGGGCUGGAUGCCCAUCUGUGGUCUCGCCAGCACGUUCCCCGUGGGACACAGCCAGAGAGCCUGCAGGUGGCCGGUGCGGAGUUGGCCGUGGGCUGGCCAGAGGUGGAGGAGGCUCUGGUGCUCCUGCAGCUUUGGGCAAAUCUGGACGUGCUGUUGGUGGCCUCGUGGGAGGAGCUGAGUCAGCACGUGUGCGCCAUCACCAAGGCCCUUGCUCAGUGUCCCCUCAAGCAGUACCGGGAAUCCCAGGCCUUUUCCUUUUGCACAGUAGGGCGCUGGGCAGCGGGUGAGCCGGUGGCAAGAGACGGCACAGGGCUGCGCGGGGCCUGGUGGAGGCAGAUCAGGCAGUUCAGUCGGGUCAGCCCAGCCGUGGCUGACGCUGUGGUCACAGCCUUCCCCUCCCCGCGCCUUUUACAACAGGUGGGCCCCUCCCUCCUCACAGUCCUGCAGGUGAAGGCCCCGUCCCCAGGUAAGUCCUCUCAUGCCUUUGCCCGCCCCCAGGCGUUCAUGGCCUGCAGCACGGAGCGGGAGCGCCUGCGCCUCCUAGCUGACCUCCCUGUGAUGGCCAGUGAAGAUGGGCGGUCCCGCAGGGUGGGGCCUGACCUCUCCCGCCGCAUCUGCCUCUUCCUGACCACGGCCAACCCUGACCUCCUCCUGGACCUGAGCUCCUGACCACAUCUGGGACCACCAGAACAGCAUGCAGCCUUAGGAACAGACCAGACACCCUGCAGGGUGGUGGGGAGGACCCCAGCCACAUGUGGACCCUCAGUCUCUGGCUGGGCAGGUCUGAUCUCAGGGGGAGGGUAUGUGGUUGCAGGGAAAGUUUUAGGCAGCUGGAAUGAAAGGAGGGGCUUCCGGCUUGCAGCUGGCAGGAGAGGCUGGUGAUUCCUAUGCUGAGCCCUGCACACACAGGGGAGCCCAGCAGCAAAGCUGUCUCCCCUACCCCCCCUCCACACACACACAAUGUGGCAGGGGCUGAAGGCAGCACCAGG